Messenger RNA from Lodderomyces elongisporus, 1275 nucleotides. RefSeq names its product ubiquitin-specific protease (gene OTU1). Bases 1 to 1275 code for a protein of 424 amino acids. Gene Ontology annotation, cellular component: nucleus; cytosol. The record is from RefSeq and is a predicted model, not a curated record. The transcript has a single exon. NCBI's taxonomy places the organism in Eukaryota, Fungi, Ascomycota, Pichiomycetes, Serinales, Debaryomycetaceae. Gene Ontology annotation, biological process: endoplasmic reticulum unfolded protein response; protein deubiquitination. Gene Ontology annotation, molecular function: cysteine-type deubiquitinase activity.
AUGAGACUCAAACUAAAAUCUAGUCAAGGCAUAAAAACAAUCAAUGUUGACAAGGACCAUUUGUUCAAGGAUUUUCUAUCUGAGUUGCAGCUAAACAAAGAACUUCAUGAAGAUGUAUCCGAAGUUGUCUCGUCUAUAAAAACUGGGUUUCCGCCGAAACCGCUCCAACUAAGCUUUGGCGUCAAGGAAACCAUAUUUGAUAAGGGUAUAAAGGAUGGUGAUCAGUUACUUAUAUCAUUUGCUAGUUUAAAACGAAAGUCAACUCCAGACAUCCUGGAGGAUAUUCAGAAUGCAGAUAUGACUCUGCAGUACUAUCAAUUGCAGCAACAACAACAACAACAACAACAACAACAACAGCAGCAGCAGCAGCAGCAGCAAAUAACAUCAUCUGCACUGACUCCAUCAGAAUCAACAUCAACAUCUUCGCUAAACCAACCGCCUAUGAAAAAGGCAGAUACAAAAGAAGAUAUACCCUCAGUAUAUAUUGAUUCUCUUCAAAAAUACUUGAUUCUACGAAAUAUUCCCGAUGACAAUUCAUGUCUAUUCAACUCCAUAUCAUACGCACUUUCAGGCGCCAAUUCAUAUCAAACAUUUUCACCGCCAUCUGAUCUUAGACAAGUUGUCGUUAGCUACAUUGAAAAAGACCCUGUACUUUACUCGGAAGCGGUACUCGGUCGACCUAGACAAGAGUAUUGCGAAUGGAUCUUGAAAAAAGAUAGUUGGGGUGGUGCGAUUGAAUUGGGGAUACUUGCAGACUGGUUUGAUGUGCGGAUAACCUGUAUUGAUAUCGAACUGGGAAAUUUUAUACAAAUAGAAAAUGAAAGCAAGAAACCUAAGGAGUUCAUUGUGUUGAUAUAUAGUGGUAUUCAUUACGAUGUUUUUGCAAUGAAUGCAAACUUGAAUACAACUGAUAAAGAGCUGGAUCAAUGCAAAUGGAGAAUAGGUGGACGUCGAAAUGGGAGUGGUGAAGAAGAGGAAAAGGACGAAAAUGGUCACAUAGGAGAAGAACCCACAAAAUAUGAAGAAAGUAAAGCAAAGAAAGCGGGAGAUGAUCUAGACGAACGAGGUGAACGAGAUGAAGAGACAGCCAUAUUGAAAGCCAGUGAAAAACUUUGUAAAUUGUUACAGGAAAGAGACUACAGUACAAACACAACCACAUUUAGAGUGCGAUGUUUGGAUUGUUACCUGGUUUUGGUUGGUGAGGUUGGUGCUUCUAAGCAUGCAGAACAGACUGGCCACUUAAACUUUGGCGAGGUGAAAAAGACUGGAAAAUGA